This is a messenger RNA of Elephantulus edwardii (Cape elephant shrew), 954 nucleotides long. RefSeq names its product putative olfactory receptor 2W6-like. The record is from RefSeq and is a predicted model, not a curated record. NCBI's taxonomy places the organism in Eukaryota, Metazoa, Chordata, Mammalia, Macroscelidea, Macroscelididae. Gene Ontology annotation, cellular component: membrane. Bases 1 to 954 code for a protein of 317 amino acids. The transcript has a single exon. Gene Ontology annotation, molecular function: olfactory receptor activity; G protein-coupled receptor activity. Gene Ontology annotation, biological process: G protein-coupled receptor signaling pathway.
AUGUGGCCACAGGUAAUGGAACAAGACAACACAACCUCUCUCGAAGGCUUCAUUCUCGUGGGCUUCUCUGACCGCCCUCAUCUAGAGCUCGUCCUCUUUGUGGUUGUCCUCACUUUCUAUCUGCUGACUCUUCUUGGUAACAUGACCAUCAUCUUGGUUUCCAUCUUGGAUUCCCGCCUACACACACCAAUGUAUUUCUUUUUGGCUAAUCUCUCAUUCCUGGACAUGUGCUUUACCACAGGCUCCAUUCCACAGAUGCUCUACAACCUUUGGGGUCCAGAUAAGACCAUCAGCUAUCUGGGUUGCGCCAUCCAGCUCUACUUUGUUCUAGCCCUGGGAGGGGUAGAGUGUGUUCUGUUGGCUGUCAUGGCCUAUGAUCGCUAUGCUGCAGUCUGCAAACCCCUGCACUAUACUGUCAUCAUGCACCCACGUCUCUGUGGACAGCUAGCUUCAGUAGCAUGGUUAAGUGGCUUUGGCAAUUCUCUCAUCAUGGCUCCCCAGACACUGAUGCUGCCCCGCUGCGGGCACAGGAGGGUGGAACACUUUCUCUGUGAGAUGCCAGCACUAAUUGGCAUGGCCUGUGUAGAUACCAUGACCCUUGAAGCACUGGCUUUUGCCUUGGCAAUCUUUAUCAUCCUGGCACCACUCAUUCUCAUCCUCAUCUCUUAUGGUUACAUCGCACGAGCCGUGCUCAGGAUCAAGUCAGCAGCUGGACGGAAGAAAGCCUUCAACACCUGUAGCUCCCACCUAAUUGUGGUCUCUCUCUUUUAUGGUACGAUCAUAUAUAUGUACCUCCAGCCAGCGAACACUUAUUCUCAGGAUCAGGGCAAGUUUCUUACUCUCUUCUAUACAAUUGUGACUCCCAGUGUUAACCCAUUGAUCUACACAUUGAGAAACAAAGAUGUUAAAGAGGCCAUGAAGAAGGUAUUAGGGAAAGCAAGUGCAGAAGUAUAG